This is a messenger RNA of Juglans regia (Persian walnut), 1618 nucleotides long. RefSeq names its product probable mitochondrial adenine nucleotide transporter BTL1. Gene Ontology annotation, biological process: transmembrane transport. The record is from RefSeq and is a predicted model, not a curated record. Lineage: Eukaryota; Viridiplantae; Streptophyta; Magnoliopsida; Fagales; Juglandaceae. Bases 154 to 1230 code for a protein of 358 amino acids. The transcript has 5 exons.
GUGUCGAUUUCUCUGUUCUUCGUAUGGACCUACAUGUUUGUUCUCGUGGACGUGCAUGUGUGUGUUUAGCUUUAGUAAUGUCCAUAUUGUAUCUGGGUAUUUCUCUGAAAAUUAAGUUUAUUCUCUCUUUGCUCACUUGAUUUGGAAAAAAAAAUGGCAUAUGAAUCGCAGUCGCUGAAGAAGAAGAGCUCCGCCGGGGCUUUUGGAGACGUCUUGUACGGUAUGAUGAUGCUUCCCAAAGAGAUUGAAAUCGAGAAGGAGAGAAAUUUCGAGCUUGGAUUUCGAGUUCCAGACUUCGGGCUUGUCAUCAACGAUUUCUUGCGGACCAGGGAAGUUGGUGAGUUUGUUAGUGGGGCUUUAGCAGGAGCCAUGACCAAAGCUGUACUUGCUCCUCUCGAGACCAUCAGGACAAGAAUGGUAGUUGGUGUUGGAUCCAAACACAUUGCCUGUAGUUUCCUUGAGGUGAUUGAGCAGCAAGGUUGGCAAGGAUUAUGGGCUGGGAAUGCAAUCAAUAUGCUCCGUAUAAUCCCUACCCAGGCAAUUGAGCUUGGGACAUUUGAAUACGUAAAACGAGCAAUGACAUCUGCACAAGAGAAACGGAAUCAAUCCGACUGCCCGAGGGUGCAUAUUGGUCGUGCCAGCUUGAAUAUUUAUCUCUCCUGGAUUUCUCCGGUGGCUGUGGCCGGUGCAGCUGCUGGAAUUGUUAGCACACUUGUGUGCCAUCCCCUUGAAGUUUUAAAGGAUCGGAUGACUGUCAGUCGUGAGGUAUACCCUAGUUUAAGCAUUGCAAUUAGCAAAAUUUACAAGGAUGGUGGGAUAGGUGCCUUCUAUGCUGGUAUCUCUCCUACACUGAUUGGCAUGCUUCCGUACAGUACUUGUUACUAUUUUAUGUACGAUAAAUUGAAGAAAUCUUACUGCCAAGCCAAAAAUAAGAAGUCUUUAAAUCGUCCAGAGAUGCUCCUGGUUGGAGCUCUUGCAGGUUUUACUGCUAGUACAAUUAGUUUUCCACUGGAGGUGGCCAGGAAAAGGCUAAUGGUGGGAGCUCUAGAGGGCAAGUGCCCACCCCACAUGGCAGCAGCACUCUCAGAAGUCAUCCGGGAGGAAGGACUGAGGGGACUCUACAGAGGAUGGGGUGCUACUUGUUUAAAGGUCAUGCCAUCCUCUGGCAUCACCUGGAUGUUUUAUGAAGCUUGGAAAGACAUAUUGCUAGUUGGAAAAGGUCAUCUAUGACAUGCAUCCGCCAAGAUUCCUCAUAAGUUGGUAAUUUGUUGAGACUACCGUUUGGGGGGUUUAUUGGAAAUUACAAGGUGGAAGGAACCAACUAACUAGCUCACCAAAAUCCGCCUAAGGAUUCGACAUGGUCCGGACACCAAUCUUACACCCAGGGAAGUUCAUGGUUUCGGCCUAGAGCUACACCAUGUAUCCACCAUUAUUGACACUUCCGACCAAAACACCUGGUGAGUAAUGGAAUGGUUGGCCAUUUCUUUUCUAGCAGCUAUUUUUUCUGCUCAUUUUGAUUUAGAAUUGCCCAUGCGGCUCAGCCAGAGAUAAUAUUCUAUGUGCUAAUAAGAAUUGAAACAAAAAGAAUCGUGUAAUUGCAUUUAUUUAUUCUCGACUU